AGGCAGGCAGGCAGGCUGGUUGGUUGGUUGGUUGGUUGGUUGGUUGGUUGGAACUGGCCGACUGACACAGUCGCUCAUCGAGCUCUGAGCCGGACUCUCUGCUUCCCCUGCAGCGCCGGGCAUCCAGUCACACGGAGCGGGGAGCCUCCUCUGAUGGUUCACCACCAACCUGAACGGAUUUAGGGGCUGAAUCCGGAGCAAACGUCGCCGCCACUGCACCGCUGUGACCGCGGAGGAGACGCAGCAGCCGGGCCGCCCUCAGCAGCUUGCUUCGCGGCGACCGUUAGCUGCUAGGCGGCUACCCUGAGCAGCUGGGAUUUAGUCUUAUUUUGGGAACCAUGAUGGUGAAAAUUGAGGACGACACUCCCGAACUUCCCUGGUUGUGAUGAAAAGUCGCCACUGACUCGAGAGUUUAUCCUGGAUCCCGUGACGUGGUCGAUCCAAGAUGGAGAAAAAGAAAACGUGCCCUCGCCUCCUCGACUACUUGGUGGUGGUCGGAGCUCGGCAACCCAGCAGUGACAGCGUGGCUCAGACCCCUCAGCUCCUCCGUCGCUACCCUCUGGAGGACCACCACGACUUCCCGCUGCCUCCGGACGUGGUCUUCUUCUGCCAGCCGGAGGGCUGCCUGAGCAUCCGCCAGCGCCGCGUCAGCCUCCGUGACGACUCGUCCUUCGUGUUCACGCUCACCGACAAGGACUCAGGAAUCACCCGCUACGGGAUCUGCGUCAACUUCUACCGGUCCUUCCAGCGAGGACACCACCGCAGCCGAGGGGACAAGAGCAGAGACGCGGAGUCGGCAGCACCGCCGGUGGAGACGGCGACCGAGGCUUCGGAAGACGGCGGUCCGACCUCAACGUUAGCUCCUCCCAACAACGCAGAGUCAGCUCCUCCACCGUCCUCCGGAGAGGAAGGAGAAAAACCAGCUGCUGAACAGAAUGCCGGAAAAUCUCCACAGCACAGACGGAGCACCGCCAAGAUGGCAGCCCGGAACCGCAACAGCACCCUGACGUCGCUGUGCAUCCUCAGCCACUACCCCUUCUUCUCCACCUUCAGGGAAUGCCUGUAUAUUCUCAAGAGGCUGGUGGACUGCUGCAGUCAGAGGCUCACCCAGCGGGCAGGACUCCCUCGGGCCACCCAGAGGGACACCAUGUGGCGGGUGUUUACCGGUGCUACGUCCGUGGAGGAGAAAGGCAGCCAGCUGCUGGCCGACCUGCGGGAGAUUGAAUCCUGGGUUUACCGGCUGCUCCGGUCUCCGGUACCGCUGGCGGGUCAGAGACGUGUGGAUGUGGAGGUUCUACCCCACGAACUGAAGCGAGCCCUGACCUUCGCCCUGCCUGACAACUCCCGCUUUGCCAUGGUCGACUUCCCCCUGCACCUGCCCUUAGAGCUGCUGGGCGUGGACGCCUGUCUGCAGGUCCUCAGCUGUGUCCUGCUGGAGCACAAGGUCAUUCUUCAGUCCAGAGAUUACAACGCUUUGUCUAUGAGCGUCAUGGCCUUCGUGGCGAUGAUCUACCCGCUGGAGUACAUGUUCCCCGUCAUCCCCCUACUGCCCACAUGUAUGGCCUCCGCUGAACAGCUCCUCCUCGCCCCCACUCCCUACAUUAUCGGUGUACCAGCGAGUUUCUUCCUCUAUAAAUCUGAUUUCAAAAUGCCAGACGACCUUUGGCUCGUUGACCUUGACAGCAGCAAGGUUAUAGCACCUACCAAUGCAGAGAUUCUCCCUCCUCUUCCAGAGCCUGAAGCAGGCGAGCUAAAGAAACAUCUAAAGCAGGCCUUGGCCAGUAUGAGCCUGAACACCCAGCCCAUCCUGAACCUGGAGAAGUUCCAGGAGGGUCAGGAGAUGCCGCUGCUUCCGCCCGGACGAGAUAAAGCCUCGCCGUCCUCCACCGAGUUCAACCCCCUUAUUUACGGCAACGACGUCGACUCUGUGGAUGUGGCCACCAGGGUUGCCAUGGUACGGUUCUUCAACUCCCCAAACGUUCUCCAAGGUUUCCAGAUGCACACUCGCACAUUGCGUCUCUUUCCCCGGCCAGUCGUCGCUUUCCAGUCCACAUCUUUUCUUGCGUCUCGGCCGCGACGCUCCAGCUUUGCAGACAAACUGUCUCACACCCAGGCAGUGGAGUUCUAUGGAGAGUGGGCUCUGAAUCCCACCAACCUCGCCUUUCAGAGGAUACACAACAAUGUGUUUGACCCCUCUUUAAUCGGAGAUAAGCCCAAGUGGUAUGCACACCAGUUACAGCCAGUCCUCUACAGAGUUUAUGAUGGAAGCUCUCAACUGGUUGAAGCUAUGGCUGGACCUUUGGAGGAUGAAGGCAAUGAGUCCGACCCCACAGACAGCGGUAGUGACAGUGAGGCGUACGACGACUCCAGCUCGUCCUAUUCCUCACUUGGAGACCUUGUUAGUGAGAUGAUUCAAGGCGACAUCCAGGGAGACACACCAAGCUUAGACCCGCCCACCCACGCUGCUCUGGGAGACGCCAGCGAGGUUGAGUUUCAAGACUUCCAGGACUUCAGGGAAGGUCACGGUGCUGAGGGUCCGCCCAGCGGGGAUGGACCGGCCGAUCCCUCAGAUGGACAACCUCUUCGCUCGAGCUCCAGCACAACCGCAAGCUCGAGUCCUAGCACAAUCAUCCAGGGAGUCAACCAUGAGCAGGGCGAAGUGCCUGAAAUCGAAGCCUCAGCGAGCGUCGCCUUACAGAACCCCGUCCCCGGACUGGGCAGUCAGCCGUUCCUCAGACCUGCAGCCGAUGCCGGUCUGGUGGAUCCAGCCAACAAAAAGCAAGAGUAUGACAACCCGUACUUUGAGCCUCAGUAUGGCUUCCCCUCAGAGGAUGAUCCUGAUGCAGAGGAGCAAGUGGAAUCAUACACCCCUCGAUUCAACCAGAACCUCAAUGGCAACAAGGCUCAGCGACCGUUACGUCCCAGCAGUCUGAGGCUUCCAGGAGAGUCUGACGGAGAAGGAGACUCACGCAACAGCUCGCCAAACUCCACCAUCUCCAACAGCAGCAAUGAUGGAUUCGGAGGGCUCAUGUCUUUUGCCAGCAACCUUUACAAGAACCACGGCACCAGUUUCAGUCUGUCCAAUCUGGCUCUUCCCAACAAGGCGGCGAGAGAGAAAUCAACACCUUUUCCCAGCCUGAAAGUAUUUGGGCUAAAUUCUCUAAUGGAGAUAAUUACUGAGGCCGGCCCGGGGAGCGGAGAAGGAGCUCGUGCACCUCGAGCACUCGUGGACCAGAAGUCUUCGGUGAUCAAACACAGUCCGACGGUGAAGAGGGAGUCUCCGUCUCCUCAGGGUCGAGUCAAUAACACCAGUGAGAACCAGCAGUUCCUGAAGGAGGUUGUCCAGAGCGUUCUGGACGGACAGGGGGUCGGCUGGCUCAACAUGAAGAAAGUCCGCCGCCUGCUGGAGAACGAGCAGCUUCGCGUCUUCGUUCUGAGCAAACUGAACCGAGCCGUGCAGUCGGAGGAAGACGCCAGGCAGGAGAUCAUUCGAGAUGUGGAGGUGAGCAGGAAGGUGUAUAAAGGCAUGUUGGACAUCUUGAAGUGCACAGUUUCCAGUCUGGAGCACUCGUAUACGAACGCCGGGCUCGGAGGGAUGGCCAGCGUCUUCAGCUUACUGGAAAUAGCUCGAACCCAUUACCAAACCAAAGACCCAGAAAAGCGCAAGCGAAGCCCCACAGAUAGUGCUGGCAGCCCGGGGAGUAAAGAGAGUCCUUCUGGUCGCAUGGAGACCUCCAGACCUCAGGGGCUCCUGAAUAUUCCCCACCUGCAGCUGCCGCACCACACAACGGGCAAAGGAGCCCGCCAUUUUGAUACCCGGAGUCUGAACGAGGAGAACUUUAUUGCCUCGAUUGAAUUGUGGAGCAAGCACCAGGAUAAGCAAAAAGCUAUGGAAAAACCACAGAGAUCUGAAGGAGCGAAGCAGCAGCGCCCUCAGGUGACCGACGCUGAGGAGAAGAAAUCUCAGAUCAGUGCCGACAGCGGCCUCAGUGUCGCCUCCGGAUCUCAGAAAAGUGACACGGAGUCAGUGACGAGCUCAGAGCCGCCAAUCCUGACGAGAAGCACCAGCCAGGACUCGGAGGCCAGCACAGUGAUCAGCAACAGCUCCGGAGAGACUCUGGGAGCCGACAGUGACCUGAGCAGCACCGCCGGUGACGGACUGGGAGGAAGAACCGCCCCUCAUCUGGCCCAGUCCAGAGGGACGCUUUCAGACAGCGAGAUCGAAACCAACCCGGCCACCAGCGCCGUGUUUGGGAAGACUCACACUCUGAAACCAGGAGCCAAAGACCAGGUACCUGCCGUGGCCAAGGGUCCACCUGCCCAGCCGAUGGAGGACAUCAGCAUGAGGAUCUACCUGUGUGAAGGCCUGCUGGGCCGCGAUAAGAGCUCCGUUUGGGAUCAACUAGAGGAUGCUGCCAUGGAAACCUUUUCUUUAAGUAAGGAACGCUCCACGCUGUGGGACCAGGUCCAGUUCUGGGAGGACGCCUUCCUGGAUGCUGUGAUGUUGGAGCGAGAGGGGAUGGGCAUGGACCAGGGCCCUCAGGAGAUGAUCGAAAGAUAUCUGUCGCUUGGAGAACACGAUCGCAAACGUCUGGAGGACGACGAAGACCGACUCUUGGCCACUUUGCUGCACAAUAUGAUCGCCUACAUGCUAAUGCUGAAAGUGAACAAAAACGACAUCAGGAAGAAAGUGAGGCGCCUGAUGGGGAAGUCCCACAUCGGUCUCACCUACAGCCAAGAGAUCAACGAGAUUCUGGACAAACUGGCCAACAUGAACGGCCGAGAGCUGUCCAUCAGACCCAGUGGAAGCCGACACAUCAAGAAACAGACGUUUGUUGUUCACGCCGGCACCGAUACCACCGGAGACAUCUUCUUCAUGGAGGUCUGUGACGACUGCAUCGUCCUGCGCAGCAACAUCGGUACCGUCUACGAGCGCUGGUGGUACGAGAAGCUCAUCAACAUGACCUACUGUCCCAAGACCAAGGUGCUCUGUCUGUGGAGACGCAACGGCCAGGAGACUCAGCUCAACAAGUUCUAUACCAAAAAGUGUCGGGAGCUCUACUACUGUGUUAAAGACAGCAUGGAAAGAGCUGCAGCAAGACAGCAAAGCAUUAAACCAGGUCCGGAGCUGGGCGGAGAGUUUCCCGUCCAGGACAUGAAGACGGGCGAAGGCGGCCUGCUGCAGGUCACUCUGGAGGGAAUCAACCUGAAGUUCAUGCACAGCCAGGUUUUCAUAGAGCUGAGUCACAUUAAAAAGUGCAAUACAGUGAAGGGAGUCUUUGUCCUGGAGGAAUUUGUUCCUGAAACUAAAGAAGUGGUGAUCCACAAGUACAAGACCCCCAUGGCUCAUCAGAUCUGUUACUCGGUCCUCUGUCUGUUCUCGUACGUGGCGGCGGUGAAGGGGAAGGAGGCGGAAGGAGGCAAACCCAAGAUGCUGUCGCCGAGACCCGUCCCCAGCUAGCUGCUUCCCCUCCUCCGUCCACCGACAGACUCUAGACAAUCCCCACUACUGUAAGCACACUGCUCUGCUCCCGCUGUACAAACCCUUCCUCGGUGUCGUGAUGUCGUGUAAAUACUCGGUCCUGACGUUCCGCCUCAACGUUCCGCCUCUUGUCGUCCCGGUCUUCGUCCCGACGGUUCUGCCGAGGCGCUGAGUGCAUGCAGGUCCCGUGCACAGCCUCCGACCGGCCCCGCCGUCGCUUCCUCCUCGUCUCUCUCCGUCCCGGUUUCUUCUGGUGGUCGGUCUCGUGGUUCCUGUAAAUUCGUGUCCGGUUCUACGCUCCAAGCUGCACCAGAGCGCCGCAUGUCAAGACGCUUCUCCGUGGUGUUUGAAACCCUGUGAGUGUUCUUCUCUAGAGCGUGCCGUGAAACUUCCUCGUCCGUGGUCCGCCGUUCUAUCGGUUUGCAUGUUGCUAUGACGACUAUGAGAAAUAAAUAUUAUAUAUAUAUUUCUAUAUAUAGUAUUUAUUUAAUAUAUACAUACAUAUAUUAUUGACUGUACAUUUCUCUGGAGAAAAAGAAAAACAAAAAAAAAAAAACCCAAACAUGUUACAAAAGUUGUCGAUUUGCUAGAUGUGCAAUACUUAGUACCGAGUAGUUAGCCAUUAGCCAGAGCCACGUUUCCCUCCAGUUAACUGGCUUCAACAGGGUGAAGAAUGUAAGAAAGACGUGUUUUUUUUGUUUGUUUGUUUUCUAUAGUAAAUAUCGAUUGAAGUGACUAUUCAGCGUGACAUGAACAUUUAAAGUUUGUCCACAGGUCAGUGGGAUGAGGCAGUUUUUAAAGGUGAAAAGUUCAGAAUAAUCAGAAUUUUAGUCACAUUUCUGGUCAAAGCAGGUGUUUUAUAGUCUGUAGCAGACGUGUAGGAGUUGUUCAUGUCCUCUUGGAAUACUCUGGUUGAACACUUUAAGCUGCAUGUAGACUCAGAUAAAGGAGGAAAUUUACAAAAUCCGCCUUCUUCCAUGUGUUGGUAGAACUUUGUCCAGGUAAAAUCAGCAACUGAAGGGCGUAAAAGGCGUUUUUGAUGGUCUAAAUCUGUGCGGACAUUUGGUGUUUUACAAAUGCUAGAAUACUUCCUAAGUUUAUCUUCGAUUAGAAAUUAGUUUAAAAAUCAGUGCAUCUGAAUAUUUCAUGGACAUUUGCUGAGGUUCCUCAGACUUUAUAGGAGCUGACGAAUGUUUUCUGGACAACACUGGAAAUAUUUUCACCCACCUGGCCUUUUAUAACUCGAUUUAAAAACGGAAUACCAACUUCCUGUUGCUUGUUUCGUCCCAGAUGUUUAACAAAGAGUCAGAAAACUUGUACAAUUCCACAUUUUAGAAGCUAAAACUAGCAGAAAAACACCUGCUUUGACAGAAACCGAUGAAACGUCGGCGGUGAAAACCCUCCCGGCGGCCGUUUCCCGUCCUCAGAUGGAAGCCUGCAGCCGUAGGACCACAGAGUCUUAAUGUCGUGUUCGUUCCAUGAUGGUGAAGCUUCCUUCGCUGCCCGCUGCACUGUUUGUUCUUUUUCUCCUCGGCGGGUUCCUGUGUGUGUUUGGUGAACAGUUUCUCCAGAUCAGCAAUAUAUCGAUGGAUCGGCGCCAAGAGCUUUUAUUUUCACCCCGAUGAUGUAUUUUUAGUAACUGUGCAGAGAGAAAAGAAUCAGUAGGAAGUCGAGGAGAUGCUGUAACAUAAAAAUAAUGAGAAUAAAAAACACGGAAGCAUCUUUCAAAACCUGAUCUGGGAAUUUUCUGCUUGAGUUUGAAAGAUUUCUUUUGUCUGUUUCUUUUUUUAAACACUGGAUUAUUACAGCUCAUCUCUGUCGCUGUGUUCGCUGACGGCUGUAAAGAGAAGGAAUGGAAAACAAAAAACAAGAAAUGAAAUGAAAGGUAUUCCAGUAUGUGAAAAAGUAUUUAUAGGAAAAUAUGUACAGCUUUGGCAAUAUAAUAAAGUUGUCCCAAAUGAG
Messenger RNA from Amphiprion ocellaris (clown anemonefish), 7444 nucleotides. It is a transcript of the gene madd, whose product is annotated as MAP-kinase activating death domain. Gene Ontology annotation, molecular function: guanyl-nucleotide exchange factor activity. Gene Ontology annotation, cellular component: cytosol. The coding region runs from base 446 to 5461 and encodes 1671 amino acids. Lineage: Eukaryota; Metazoa; Chordata; Actinopteri; Pomacentridae. The record is from RefSeq and is a predicted model, not a curated record. Gene Ontology annotation, biological process: regulation of Rab protein signal transduction; regulation of apoptotic process. The transcript is spliced from 36 exons.